This is a messenger RNA of Fopius arisanus, 4806 nucleotides long. RefSeq names its product mind-meld (gene mmd). The coding region runs from base 549 to 4544 and encodes 1331 amino acids. Gene Ontology annotation, molecular function: metalloendopeptidase activity. The record is from RefSeq and is a predicted model, not a curated record. The transcript has 25 exons. NCBI's taxonomy places the organism in Eukaryota, Metazoa, Arthropoda, Insecta, Hymenoptera, Braconidae. Gene Ontology annotation, biological process: proteolysis.
AAGAAGAUGGCAGCCGUGGCGUGAAAUAGUUUUUCCAAUUUUCAUUUUCCAUUUCCGAGGCUUCAAUCCCUACCAGCCCCCUCCACCACCCCCCUCCCCAACGAGUAUAUCAACGCCGGGAAUUAGCGACGCGUUCGCAAUCCGUUUACAGCUGCUACUUCUUCUUCGUUAGACAAUUGUUUGUUUAAAUUAUUAUUGUUAUUAUUAUUUGAGUAAAUAUCCGGAUAGAAUGGGGGGAAUGGGUGGUGUGCCGGGUGGCGGUAGCGGUUUAAAUGUCAGUAUAAAUUUGGCGAUUGAUCGGUUGUCGUUUUGAAAUAAAAUUCAAUACCGUGAAUAUGGAAUAAUUAGCAAGGACCAAAAGUUUUUUAUUAUGCGGUUAACGGUAUUUGUUGAACAUCAUCGUCAUCGUACAUGGCAUCGGGAUAUUCCACUGUUGACGGAUUUAUAUUGCACACCCGGUUCUGUCCAGCUGGACAAUAAAGUUGUAACGUCAGUGAUUAACGCUCGUUAUGUAAUAUGGAAUUGAACAAUGUUGUUAAGACAUAAACAUGUUUUGGGUACAUUGUGGACUUUUUGUUCUCGUGAUUGCCGUACCUGGAUUUAUUAGCACCACUGACAGCACGUCCAAGAGAGAGGCCGACUAUACCUUGGACGAUUCCUUUUGGAAUGAAGAGACUCCCGCCGGCGAGGUUGAACGACUGUUGCGAGAGUAUCGUCAGAACCAAGAGUUAGUACGUGAUAUUGGUGCUCACAAUUACCAGAUUAUUUAUCCGGUACAGUUGCGGCACCACGAGAAAAUGGGGAUAUCCACGAGAGAGGCAGGUUUUCCAAAGUAUCCACAGAGGAGUGGCUACUCGGAUGGAUAUCAAAAUGCCAGAGGAAGAUCAAGAGCGGGGAAGCACUUUCACCGCACAUCCCUCUUGAUCAAAGCCUUCAACCACAAAUUCCGCCUAGAUUUAGAAUUAAAUACGCAACUUUUAGCACCUAAUCUCAUACAAAAAGACUUUUUAAGUCGUGAUGUUGAGCAGAUGUCCAAGCAGGAAAUUGAGCACUGCUAUUAUCACGGCACAGUGAGGGAUUAUCCAGGUGCAAGUGCAGCAUUUCACACGUGCAAUGGUGUAAGCGGUGUAAUACACCUGGGUAACGAGACCUUCGUUAUCCAGCCAUUCUACGGUGGUGACUUGUCGCAGAGACAUCCUCACGUUAUAUUUGAGGCUCGAACAAAAGCGAACAAAGGCUGUGGCAUCGCUGGUAAUCUUGAACGUCGGCUUGCCAAGAAUCGACGACAGAAGCAUGUACUCGGCCUUUCUGAGAGUAUUGGUGAUCGAUACAAGCGAGACGUACGUGAGGCAACUAAAUACAUCGAAACUGCCAUGGUCAUCGAUAAAGCUAUGUUUGAUAAGAGAAAUGGUAGUAGCAGAGCUGAAGUAGUCCACGAUGCCAUCCAAGUUGCGAAUAUUGCAGAUUUGUAUUUCCGUACGUUAAACACGAGAGUAUCAGUAGUAUACAUCGAGACCUGGUCAGGCGGUAAUCAGGCAUCAAUAGAAACUGGAAUGGAGAUAAAUCGUGCCAUUCACAAUUUCAACGAUUACACAAUUCGGAAAUUGUAUCAGAUUACCGAGGACACGAUUCAGAUGCUGACGGGCGAGACUUUUCAGGGUGGAGAGUCUGGUGUUGCUGCUCACGAGACUGUUUGCAGUCCAAAAUCAGUCGGAAUUAGUGUAGAUUUGAAUACUUAUGAGCCACAUUUACUCGCUGGCACGAUGGCUCAUAUGAUUGGUCAUAAUAUAGGAAUGAAGCACGACGAUGGCAGGGAAAACUGCUUCUGUCGCGAUUGGCACGGAUGCAUUAUGGCCCAGUCGAUAGUAGGGGCUGACAAUGUUCAGCCAUACAAAUUCUCAGAGUGCAGUAAAGCCGAUUACGAGGAGGCUCUCAGAAGUGGACAUGGUAUUUGUCUGUUUAACAAGCCAAACGAGUUGGAGACUAGAUUAUGCGGUAACAGGGUUAUUGAUGAUGGAGAAGAAUGUGAUUGUGGGACACUCGAUGAUUGUCCUGAUAUCGAUCCUUGCUGUGAUCCAAUCACCUGUAAACUCAAGGCCGAGGCGGAAUGCGCCUCGGGUCCUUGCUGCAAUGAGUGCAAAUUACUCCCGAGGGGCUCGAUUUGUCGCGAAUCUUCAAACGAGUGCGAUUUACCAGAAGUUUGCUCUGGUGAAACUGGCCAGUGUCCGGUUGACCUUUACAAGAAGAACGGAAAACCGUGUGCCAACAAUCAGAGUUUCUGCUUCGGCGGUUUGUGUCCUGAUUUGAAUGUCCAAUGUACACAAGUCUGGGGUGAAAAUGGAAAAGCAGCGGAUAUGCAGUGCUUCGAGGAAUUUAACUCAAAAGGCUCGAUAAAUGGCCACUGCGGCACCGAUCCAGCUGGCCACUUUGUCAAAUGCGAGUCUAGAAACGUACGCUGUGGCUCUCUCCAGUGUCAGGACGGCAGUACACAACCGGUGAUCGAUGGUAUGGACCAAUCCUGGUCCAGAACCAUCAUAUUCAUCAAGGGAAAAGAAUACGAGUGCAAAGCCACUAGUGGAAAGGUCGAGGGUAAAGACGUCCCUGGAAUGGGUUUAGUCCACGAUGGAACGUCCUGCGGUGAGAAUUUGGUUUGUGUCAAUCAAACGUGCACCAACGUAUUUCCACACGUGGACCAGGGGAAGUGUCCAAGUAAUCAACACAAUUUGGAAUGCUCAGGGAAUGGGGUGUGCACUAAUAUUAACAAAUGUCACUGCGAGAUUGGGUGGAGUGGUCCUGACUGCUCAAUACAGAGCUACAUACCAACACCAAAACCAACAACAACCAGCACUGAAACACCUGGUAGUAAACCAACAGAAUCGGCAAAUAAACACCAGAAGAAAGAGACCCCCUACGAGAACUACCACGGCUCUAACACAGUAUUUUUAGUUGUUAUGCUCAUGUCGGUGGUAGGGGGUGUUUUCGUAGUAUUUGCUCUGAUGGCUCUCUGCUACAGGUCAGUCGUAGUACAUAAAAACUUCUCCCUCUGUCUCAGACGAAAGAGCACAAUCCAGAAGUGCGAUCCUCCGUACCAGAGAAAUCCAAAACCAAAAACUUAUACAUCUAUUCCGGGAACUCUACCACCGGAAAGUGCACCACUAGAUGCCAACAAGAUUUUGGCAUUUGAUUGCAUGCCGCCAUACAGUUCUGAUGCCCAACGCGUGCUGUUUCAAUCCCAGAAUAACGUCGGAACAACGGAUGGGCCACGUCUGAAGGAUCACAAAUUACCACUGAAGAGGCUGGGUAUGGAGGACGAGGAUGGAGGUACGGGAGCCGAGGAUGUUGUCUCUUUCAUUGAUCUCCCACCGAACAAUCUGACAAAGUUGCCUGAGAAGGGAAUUUUAAAGAAACAUGGUGGUUACGGAGGUUUGGACGACGGUCGAAUGGUGGAGAUGCAGAGGACACUGAACAGUUUGAACGGCUACCACGGGGCACUGGUGCAAACCCUGAGGACAGCAGCGAUGCAUCACAGCAUGUCACGAGUUGCAUCGGGCUCUGGUAAUCUAAUGAACGACGAGUCGAGAAAAUCACUGGCUGAUUGUGAAUAUCCGGAUGCAUACCGCAAAGUAUCGAUUGACAAUGGACAAGACAAUAUCGAUAACCAGGAGGACGAUCCCGAAGAGGACGAGCCAACAACUUGCGGUCCAAUACGCAUACGAUCACUUCACGAUAUUCUACGUCAGCUUGAGGUACAUGCGCGUCACAAUAGUCCCAGUGGAUCUGAGGACAUGAGGAUAUCCGAGGGCGAGGGUGAUCGCCACUACAAAAUGGACUCAUCUGUCUGCAGUGAAUCCUCACAGGGAAGCAGAAGGUGCAGCCGCGUUCGCGACGAAGAUCCUAGACUUGUCUAUGGCCGAUAUCGUCAACCUGCAUCGCGAAGUCCGUACGGCACACAUCAGCAUAUGCAUCAGCAUUCACAUCAAAUGCACGAGGAGGAGGGAAUCUAUGAAACUGCCGAUCCUGACAGAGGCUCAAACACUAGGGGCGAAACGCCCGAUAGCGAAAGUGAUGCAUUUAUUCAAGCUCAACAACAAUUAGCCCGGUGGACGAGUGAGGAUGGAGUAGAGCGUCGACCACCCCAGCAGCCGCCACCAUCAUCCAGCACAGCAUACCCGGCAUCGACAUCACCAGUUAAAACAACAAACAAUGAAUUAAAUAUCCAGCAACGAUUGCCGGAGGAACAACUGCCAAUAAAACAACGCGGCUACUAUCCAUCACCACCCCACAAUGACAACUGUCACGAUAAUGAUACAAAGAUCAUAAAAAAUGCUCAAUCCCAACAACAAUUAAAAUUAAUAUGCCCCGAAUUACGUGGUAUCGAUGUGAAUCACACGCCUAAUAAUAAAAAAUGCCCACUAGACGAUAAUACUAGUCGAGAUUGUAACAUAAAUAAUGGUAAUUCAAAUGAAUUAAAUACCAACAACACUAGUGAUAAUGAAAAUACUGCCCUACUUACCCCUACGCAUUUUCCUGAGUACAAGCAUUGAUAAUUAUUAAAUCGAUGACAGAUAGUGUCCACACGACGAAUGAAUUUUAAAAUUAUUAUUCAUCCCAUCGAUGCAGCAUGAUUAAUCAGGAGUAUAUAUAUGUAUACAUAUAUAUAUGAACAAUAUUGACAUAGUGGUGUGAUUUAAUCUCGAACUCGCAUUUUAUACUGAAUAGUGUAAAUAACGAUUUGAAAGAAAAUAAGGAAAAAGACCUACAAUUGCGACAGCAGGUAUUUCAAAUUAUAAUGAACUAAAAUAAUCU